Messenger RNA from Drosophila navojoa, 1607 nucleotides. RefSeq names its product trafficking protein particle complex subunit 12. The record is from RefSeq and is a predicted model, not a curated record. Gene Ontology annotation, molecular function: protein binding. Gene Ontology annotation, cellular component: TRAPP complex; Golgi apparatus. Lineage: Eukaryota; Metazoa; Arthropoda; Insecta; Diptera; Drosophilidae.
UCGAUUGUGUAGCAGGUGCUGAAAAAACACAAUAAAAGUAUCGACCACGGAAUGACAAAUAACUCAAACGGACGAUUAAGCGAAUAUUUCGCCAACGAUCCGCCCAGCUUUUUUGAUGAGCUGACAAACAAUAAAUCGAAGCCCAAGGAUAUGCAGCCAGCAAACUCCGCUGAACCAACUAACAGCAACAAUAUGCUGGGCAGCACAUUUACGGGCAGCUUUCAGCCUCCUGAAUACGUAGAAACAGCUGAAGCCGAAGAGCCUAUAAAAGUGAGCGAUGAGGUGAGAAACCUGUGGCAGCUGCCCACACAAAAUGAGGCGGGCAAACAGGCAGCACAUCUGAUUAUGCCAGGCAUACACAUAGCUAACGAUUUGCCCGAUCCGAUUUGUAUAGCCGUAACUCAACAUUUAGGAGAAGCUGAAUUGCAGCAACGUAAAAUUCUCGCAGUUGAAGAUGUGACGCAAGAUGAGCGGGGAAUACGUACAUUAAUUAAUGCUGGCUGCUUUCGUGCGGCAGUUAAUCUAACAGGUAGACUGCUCACCAUCUAUGGCCAGGGCUAUGGUCGUGCUGGUCAGCCAGCAAAACAUUCGCCGCAUUCGCUUCAAUUGUGGUUUACGCGCCUCGCAUUGCUGGCCAAGCUGGGGGAAUACGAGCUACUGCAGGCAGAGGCUGAACCAUUCGGUCAACUGAAUGGACCCGAUGUCUUUUACGAGCAUUAUCCAGAGAUGUACAUGGGUAAACAUGGCUCCAUUGCAUGCUUCUCGUUCCGCCUGCUCUUGGCCGAGCUGCCCAUUUAUCUAGGCAAACCUCAUCUAGCGCUUGAUCGUCUGUCUGAGCUGCAUGUCAUAAGCAAUGAAAUCAAGGAGCAUUACGACAGAUUAAAGAACAUAAAUGCAGCAGAAUUUUGGCAGCGAAGAGCCGAACGCGUACUGCAAUCAAUUAUUAAUUGCGCUCUAAUGAUGAAGAAAUUUAGUAUGAUUGAUGACAUUAUGGGUGGAAUGCUGUUAACACGCUCUACGCUUAGUAAAGAGGAGCAACGCGCUUUAUAUUCAGCUUGGGGCCGCAUUUAUCUACAAAUCGGCGAUAUUUUUGGGGCGGAGCAAAAAUUUGCUGUCUCUCGACGGCUACGUGAGAUUAAUAUGUCGCCGGAUCUGCGAGAUCUGGUCGACAAGGGUCUCAUAGCUGUGGCCAAAAAUGACUUUCCCGAGGCUUAUCUAAUAUUUCAAAAGGCGCUACACUUGGACUCCGGCAAUACGAUGAUAUUAAACAAUAUGGGCGUAUGCUUGCUGUACGCUGGUAAACUGAAAGACGCAAUUAACUUGUAUGAACGUGCAAUCAAUUUAAAUCCACAAAAGUCAUUGAAUGAAAGUUUACUAGUGAAUUUAUCAACAUUGUAUGAAUUGGAAUCCAAUAAUUCCAAGGCGAAAAAGUUGAAUUUACUCCGAUUGAUAAACAGAUAUAAGCCGGAUCUCAAUAUAAGUGUAGAAAUUUGCCUUAAAUUGCAGGCAACAAAUUAGUUUCAAAUAUAUGUAUAUGUAAAUACUGUUGGUAAACAUUCCACAACUCCAUCCAGAAUGAAUAAAAUUCAACCUGAUAAUGUACAGUA